Molecule: messenger RNA, 819 nt
Organism: Anopheles nili
Lineage: Eukaryota; Metazoa; Arthropoda; Insecta; Diptera; Culicidae
Product: actin-histidine N-methyltransferase-like
Exons: 3
Coding region: 1-819 (272 amino acids)
Biological process (GO): positive regulation of transcription by RNA polymerase II; peptidyl-lysine monomethylation; actin modification
Molecular function (GO): protein-L-histidine N-tele-methyltransferase activity; histone H3K4 methyltransferase activity; transcription coactivator activity
Source: RefSeq, a predicted model, not a curated record
AUGACCACCGACGGUGGCAUCUGGGCCGUAUCGACGGUUAUGACGCGCCAGAACAAGGUUCCAGUCAAUCUGGCCGAGCUGGACGGGAUGGAUUACACUCUCGCCCUGAUUCCCUUCUGGGACAUGGCGAACCACGCAUAUCCCGGCCUAUCUCCGACCAAAGCCCGCCACGUAGCCGAGACGUGCUACAAUCCCGAACGCGAACAACUGGAAUGUUCUCUGCCCCACCCAGUGGACACCCAAUCCAGUGAGCCGAUAUUCAUCUACUACGGUACGCGAACCGACGCGGAGUUUCUCGUCCACAACGGAUUCGUAUAUCCGCAAAAUCCGUACACGAGCGUACAGAAGCGAUUCGCGCUUACGCCUGCAAUCCCACUCUUCAAGGAACGCUCCCAUCUGCUGGACCUGCUGGGCAUGCCGACAUCGGGCGUGUUCUCGUUCGGGCUGGCCGACAAGAGCCGGCUUCCGGUACCGAUCGCACCGGAACUUAUGACACUUGCGCGCGUUUCUACCAUGACCGAUCGCGAGCUGGAACAAUACACAACGAUGGAACCGAUGUUGCGACAGGAACUGAUCGCUUGUGAACCGCUGCAAGUGAGCCCACUGAAUGAACGUGCGGAUCGGUGGUUGGCAACGGUCAUGAAGAUCAUGCUCCGGCGUUACGCCACGACGAUCGAGGACGAUGAGGCGCUGCUUAAGGCGAACCGACAGAUGCACCACAUCCGCCGGUUGUUGAUCGAGUAUCGAAUCGCAGAGAAACUAACGCUGCACAGCUGGGUGGCCAGGCUGUGCCCAACGGUACCGGUGAAGGCCGAGUGA